AUGGAGACCGUUAAUAGUUGUAUCCCUGCCGUGCUGUUGGCUGUUUUGUUGACCCUAGGCCUCGUCCAGUCUGCAUCCAUUGACCAGCUCAUCUCAGAAGCUGCCACAAGUCCUGAAGCAUUCGCAUUUAUCCAGGAUGAUGUGGGAACCGUCAAAGUGGAGUUGGACAUGCUGUUUACAGCCGACCAGUGGAGGGAAAUCCAGGAAUUGAACGAGACGAAUAUAGAAGAUAUCAGGACCAAGAGGAAAGCUGUCAGGCCUUUGAACUACAGGUGGACAAGGAAAACUGUCCCCUACACUAUCAAUCAUCAGUUCAAUCAGCGGGAACGCCAGGUAAUUCAGUCAGCCCUUGGGGAUUGGAUGAGGUACACGUGUGUCAAGUUCAGGCCGGCUCAGCGGAGUGACAGUAACAGAAUAACAUUCCAGAAUGGCGGAGGAUGUUCCUCUUUCGUCGGUAUGUUGGGGCGUGGAUCACAGCCCGUAACCCUUGGAUACGGUUGCCGUCACAAAGGCGUUGUCAUUCACGAAGUGGGUCACGCGCUCGGCUUCCAUCACGAGCAGACUCGUCCUGACAGGGACAAUUACGUCACGAUCGUACGUCAGAACAUUCCGUCCAGUGUGCUCUUCAACUUCCAGAAGUACUCCACCGGCGUUAUCAACACGUACUCAGUCCCCUAUGACUACAAGAGUAUAAUGCACUAUGGUGGCACGGCUUUCUCUACGAACGGUCGGAGAACAAUUAUUACUAAGGAUCCCCGCUACCAGAACGUCAUCGGGAACCGCCAAGGACUCAGUUUCCGGGAUAUUAAACUGGCGAGCAUAAUCUACAACUGCGCAGAGAACUGUCCCCAGAAGUCUUGUCCGGGGGAGGGAUUUGUGGGUAAGGACUGUCGAUGCUGGUGUCCCGGAAAUCCGGUGCAGGACUGUGACGGAGGAAGUGUAGUGACAACCCGUAAGCCCGUCGUCACCCCUCGCCCCACGACACGCCCCACGACACGUCCCACCACCAGGCGACCCACAGGGAACUGUAUAGAUGCCAACACCCACUGUGCCAGCUGGGCAUCUCAGGGCGAGUGUACCAAGAACCCCGCAUACAUGAAGCUCUACUGUAAGAAGUCUUGUAACACGUGUGGAGGAGGCAGUGUUAUUACCGAGCGCUGUACCGAUGCCCGCACAACUUGCUCCUACUGGGCCAGGUCGGGUUUCUGCAACUACGGCUAUUACAGAUCCUACAUGAGACAGACCUGUCGACGCUCCUGUAACUUAUGUACCUCUUCCUCGGCUGCUGCGGCUGGCAGAAGUGGUUCAGGGAGCUGUACAGAUUCUAACGCAAAUUGUGCUUACUGGAGUCAAACUGGAGAAUGCUCGAAAAACCCGAACUACAUGCUUCAAUACUGCCGGAAGUCGUGCAACAGCUGCAACACAGGCAAGUAA
Liolophura sinensis is the source of this 1434-nucleotide messenger RNA. RefSeq names its product zinc metalloproteinase nas-13-like. Gene Ontology annotation, molecular function: zinc ion binding; metalloendopeptidase activity. The record is from RefSeq and is a predicted model, not a curated record. Gene Ontology annotation, biological process: proteolysis. Bases 1 to 1434 code for a protein of 477 amino acids. The transcript is spliced from 12 exons. Lineage: Eukaryota; Metazoa; Mollusca; Polyplacophora; Chitonida; Chitonidae.